UCACAACCAGAGGACCACCACAUUUCGACAUCCUGUGACUGGACAGAUUUCCCCAGAGAACAUGGAUUUUAUCCUGCAGCCGCAGGGUACUCGAAUGAUGUCAAAACCUGCGGGUGAGCAGCUCUCCAGUACCACCGUCAGCGAAGCCUCUACUGCCAUCACCUCUUCCACUGUGGACACGUCAGCCUCCAAGGGCUCCCGGUCCAGUGGCAAGGUGCACAGCUUUGGGAAGAGAGAGCAGUCCAUCAAGAGGAAUCCCAACGUCCCUGUGGUGGUCCGCGGAUGGCUGUACAAACAGGACAGCUCUGGGAUGCGUCUUUGGAAGAGGAAAUGGUUUGUCUUGGCUGAUUUCUGUCUGUUUUACUACAAAGACAGCAGAGAGGAGUCAGUCCUGGGCAGUAUUCCUCUGCCCAGCUAUGUCAUUUCACCAGUGGGACUCGAGGAUCACAUCAACCGCAAGUAUGCCUUUAAGGCUAGCCACACUGGUAUGCGCUCGUACAUUUACAAGCAGACCUCUGUGAUUGGCUCGCAGGCGGAGCACACUGGGAUGCGAACCUAUUACUUCAGUGCCGACACCCAAGAAGACAUGAACACCUGGCUUAGGGCCAUGAACCAGGCCACGCUGAUGCAGAACCACAGCGAUGCAAUGAUCAGACCAGCUGAUAAGUUGUCGCAGCAGGCUGUCCCACAGACAAACCAUGUAAGCCACCACAAGACCAAGACUUUCGAUUCUGAGACAACAAGACAGAUGAUUCAUGAGGUUCUCCUGGAGCCCAUACACCGUGACGCAGAGGAGCGUUGCAGCUUUCACAAAGACUCUCCUGCCACCAUCAUGUUGGAUCCCCCCAUAGGAAGCACUGGCCUAGAAAUGGACACGCACACUUCCCUCCCAUCUAAUCCCGCACCCUCUGCCGUACCACAGCCAGAUCACAUUUCGGCUUCAGCGCCUGUGUCCAGGGUGCCGUCCCGUGCUCCGUCACGAGCCGCUUCGACUUUGCCCUCCAGCAUUUGCACAAGAAAUGGCCUGGUCUCCACACCCAGCCCCAUACUGGAACCCAACGGCAUCGCAGCAGGGACGUAUCAAAGGGCCCCAGAGCCACCUGCUAAUAACACACAAAAGCACGCUCAGAGGAGAAGUACCCUUGAGCAGGUGGAGCAGUGGGUCAAAGUACAGAAGGCUGAGUACAAAGGUGCCCCAUCCAGAGAGAACACCCUGCCUCGUCGCACACCACCAACGCAACACAAGUACACCUCCAUCGACGCCUACCAAACCCUGCCAAAAACUCCUCGCCAAAGUCCCCCACCUGGCCGACUCGGCGAGUACAAGUAUGCCCAGGACCGCCUGAGUCACUUUCGCCUGACCCCAGAUCAGGGGGGCCCGGCGUCCAACACUGUCUGGCAACUGUAUGAGUGGCAGCAGCGCCACCAGUACCGUCACGGCAGCCCUACCGCACCGCUUUACACCCCGGCCCCAGAGUAUCCAUUUGGCCCCCGCCCACCAUCUACUGUGCCUCCCUCCUCUUCAGCACCUAGGUCAGAGGGCUCUCCUCGCUGUGUCUCAGUACCACCAUCAUCAGCAGACAUACCUCCACCAGGCCCUCCUCCUGGUAUCAGCCGAACCCUGUCCCCCGCACGGAGGCCACACACGCCGGCUGAGCGGGUGACAGUCAAGCCUGUGAGUGAUAUAUCCGUGUUGAACAUCCCCUUCACUGUUUCCCCUCGCAGGACCAAAUCUCAGCUGUUUAAGGCUGCUACUGUUGAGAGACGAUCAAUGCCUCCGUCCGGCUACAUCACUCACACAGUCAGUGCACCCAGCCUUCAUGGCAAAACGCCCGAGGAGCUCACUCUGCUCCUUAUUCAGCUGCGUCGCCAUCAGGCCAAGAUGGCUUCCGCACGUCAGCAAACGUUAGCCCAGCUCCAGCGGCUCAAUGGUCCCAAAGAUCCUUUCCAACACAACCACCUCUUCAGUGCUACCACCACUAGCACCAGUCCCCUCCUCAGCGCCGGCCCCUCUCCCGUGUCCCAUGUUGGACACAUGGGCCUCUCGGCAUCACUUGGCCCUUGCAACACCCAGGCUGAUGACACCUAUAUGCAGCUGAAGAAGGACUUGGAGUAUCUGGACCUAAAGGUACUGAAGGAGUCAGGAAAACCUGUCAAGGUUGCAGAAAGUGAUGUGGAUGUGAAGUUGAGUCGGUUAUGUGAACAGGACAACAUACUAAAGGAUCUGGAGGCGAGGAUCAGCUCCCUGAAGGACGACAAGGACAAGCUGGAGAGUGUAUUAGAUUUGUCCCAUCAGCAGAUGGAGCAGUACCAGGAACAACCAGCUCAUGCCCACAAAAUCGCCUACCAGCAGAGGCUGCUGCAGGAAGAUCUGGUGACGAUCAGGGCGCAAAUAUCCCGCGUUUCCACGGAGAUGGCAUAUGCCUGGGAGGAGUACAGCAGGCUUGAGAAUUCAGUAGAGCAGUUGAGGCUAGCACUGCAGGCACAAAUGAACCACAGCUCCACCUCUCAGCAAGAGAAAGCUGAGAUGAAGCGCGAGCUGUGGAGGAUUGAAGAUGUGAUGGCCGGACUGAGUGCCAGCAAAGCCAACUACAAGAUUACCAUCGACUCUGUCCAGAACCCAGAGAGGAAAUUAGUGCCUUCAGUGUCAGAACCAGCAGUGCCUUCUCCAAGUGCAGAGAUUCAGCCUCCUCCUCGCAGCUCCAUCCCAAACAUCCACUCUUAUACUUUGCCUCACAGCACUGUGCCAAAGUGGGCAGAGGACAGUGCCCCACCCAGGCCACCACUGCCUCGCCAGUACGACUAUGAGGAUAUACCUCCUGUGGUUCCGCCCCUCCCCAAAGAGGCCUCAGUUAUCCGCCACACAUCGGUGCGUGGGCUGAAGCGCCAGUCAGAUGAGAGGAAGAGGGACAGAGAAAGUGGGCAAUAUGUUGUCAAUGGAGACUAUAAGACUGACUUGCGUUCAUACCUGAGUGAACCAGAGCUGCCAGGAGUAAACCACCACAACAUUGGGUCUGACACUGACUAUCAGUAUUUCUCAAGUAAAGGCUCUUCCUCUCGACAGAACCAGUCCAACUCAUCUCAUCUCAUCUCAUCCUACGUCACCCUAAGGAGACGACUUGGGAGCUCUGCAGCAAAGGAAAGACCUAAGAGUGCCUUGGAGUGUCUGUCAUCAACUUCCGAAGUCCUGCAGCCCUCGAGCAGCCAGGCCAGAGGCCGAAUGACUGCGGAGGAGCAGCUGGAACGAAUGAAGCGCCACCAGAAAGCGUUAAUUCGGGAGCGCAAGAGGAACCUCAGCCAGGGCGAGCGUUCCAGCACGGGCCUGUCUGCCUCCAGCGUCACCGCCCAACGCUCGUCGUCCUCCUCAAGGCUGCCCUCGAGCACGUCCGACCCUCCAGCCUCCGUGUUUGACUGGCAGGAGGAGCGACCUGUGGCAGAAGGUCAAAGCGAUGAAGGGUGGAAUCCAGUCAAAGAGAGGGGCAGGAUCCAGUCAGAUGAGUGGGUGACAGUAACAGCUACACGCAUAAGAGAGGUGGAUGUGGAACCUCUCGACUAUGACCUGGAUAUCAGCCGAGAGCUGUCCAAACCAGAAAAAGUUCUCAUCCCCGAGCGCUACAUUGAGUCUGACACCGAUGAGCCUCUUAGUCCAGAGGAGCUGGAGGAACGUGCCCGUCGGGCUGAGCGAAUCAAGACCCUGCUGGCCAAAUCCAGUGUCCAGAACAUACAGCCAUCUGCACCGCUGGACUUCACUGAGCUGGAUUCAGCUCUGCAGCAGCAGGAAAGGAUCAUGAAUGUGUCCCAGAUGCUGGCUUCAGAGGCCUCGCGCAAGAGCAAGCUUGUUGCAGGGACUGAAAGACUGGAGAGCUGGUGAGCAUAUCUGGUCCAGCAAGAGCUACUGCAGACCACUGAUCCACAGGAACGACCGGUGCAACAAAACGGAGUCUUUGUGAAAGGAGCUUGAACUGGAAGGAUCUAAUCAUUGGAAGUGGACUGAUUUACAUAUAACAAAUGCCUUUUUUUAAUGAUUGAGGACUAAACACAUUUUUUCAAGAGUUUUUCAUUCAUAUUUCUGAAGUGGUAUCAGGUUUUCUUGCUUCUGCAAUUACACUGCACAUUUAAGUAAUUAUUUUUAACACAAGUUAGUUGCUUUUUUAAACUCUACAUUUACUUACCUGUACUGUUGACAUGAAAGUUUUAGCUGGAUUUAAUUUCAGCUGGAUUUCAGUUUUAAAUUGCAGCGAGAUCACUUUGACCAUUAUUUAUUGCAGUGUUUAGCUUCAUGGGCUUCGUAUACUUUCCCAGCACUGUCACUUGAUGAUCCAGAACCCGUCAGUCAUCACAAAAGCAUUAAAAAAAUAAUACAGUUUAACACAUUAAAAGAAGUUAUUACAAAAAUAAAUAUUAAGAUUGAAAAUGUUUACUUGUCUUUUUUUUUUCAUUUUUAAAAAAUAUUAUUUUCUGGAUAUAUAUUCAUCAACUUAAGUUGAAUAAAGCAUAUUAGAGAAUACAUAUAAACAUAAUCUAAUUUAUUUUCCAACAAUAUUAAGCCUUCGUGGCAGAUGGGCGCCCCUCGCUGAGCCUGGUUCUGCUGGAGGUUUCUUCCUGUUAAUAGGGAGUUUUUCCUUCCCACUGUUGCCAAAUGCUUGCUCACAGGGUGUCAUAUGAUUGUUGUGGUUUUCUCUGUAUUACUGUAGCGUCUUUACCUUACAAACUUAAGGCUUUGGCGUGUAGUUCUGAUUUUACACUAUAUAAAUAAAAUUGAAUUGCUUGGUGAAUAGUACAGUAGACCAGGACUCUAAGACCAGAUGAGCCAACCUGAGCACUGCCUGGAUUGACUAAAAGAAAGCUUACGACUCACUACCCCACAGAUGGAUCCUGGAGUGCUUGGCACUGUAAAAGGCUAAUAGUAUGCCGAUAACAUUCAUCAGGAACUUGCUGGGACUGUGAGAGACCAACUCCAAGGCAAUCACAGAAGUUACUAUGAAGUGCAGAAUACACCAAGGUGAUGCACUGUCCCUACUGUUCUGCACAGGCCUCCACCCCUGAAGCUAGCUCGUCACUAAAAGUGGAUAUGGAUAUAGAUUCAGAAGUGGAAGGACCAUCAGACACUUUCUGUACAUGGAUGACAUCAAGCUGCAUUCCAGGGAGACAUAAACGCACUGAUCUAUAUCACCAGCUUCUACAGUGAAGACAUCAGAAUCUAAUUUGGACUGAAUAAGUGUAGACAAAUUGUUGCAAAGGAAGGGAAGAUAAUGCGGAAUGAAUGCAUGCUAGAAGGGAGUAUACCAGAUAUACAGGACAGCUACAAGUACCUGAGUGUCCCACAGGCCAACAGGAAUUCUAAUGAAGAUGCAUAAAGGUCAGCCACAGCCACAUAUCUCCAGAAGGUAAGUCAGUUGCUGGGAAUCCAGCUCAAUGGCAGGAACAAGAUCCAAACCAUCUGUGCAGCCCUACCAGUCAUCAGAUACUAGCUGGAAUAAUAAGCUGGCCACAUGACGAGAUGGAUGCCACUGAUGCCAAGAUAUGAAAACUCCCGACAAUGCACAGAACUCCAGCACCCUGAGGCUCUAAGAGCAACAGAAGGAGGGAAUAUGUGGGGAGUGUCAGAGUCACAAUACAAGAUGAAACGGAGCAUCUACGAGUACAUCAGAAAGAUGAGCUGCAGACAGAUGGUGAUAAGGAACAA
Messenger RNA from Haplochromis burtoni (Burton's mouthbrooder), 5686 nucleotides. RefSeq names its product pleckstrin homology domain-containing family A member 7. Lineage: Eukaryota; Metazoa; Chordata; Actinopteri; Cichliformes; Cichlidae. Gene Ontology annotation, molecular function: protein binding. The record is from RefSeq and is a predicted model, not a curated record.